Molecule: messenger RNA, 1498 nt
Organism: Aspergillus calidoustus
Lineage: Eukaryota; Fungi; Ascomycota; Eurotiomycetes; Eurotiales; Aspergillaceae
Source: the annotation of a GenBank genome assembly
CGUUUUCCCUUGGAGCUGCCGGUCGGCGCCGGUGGGCCAGUCAGCGGCCCCUGCGCGGUUUCGUGAUUUGUAGUCGUGAAUCAUCAGCACGCACAUGGCUUGAUCCGUCCUGAUCUGGCCUGCGGAUUGUGCGUGCGAGCGAUGAGCGGGCUAACCACUUCGGGUCUUGUCAUGAUUAUGUCUGCUUGGAUAUAAGAGGCUUGAUUUCGCCGGCAUAGUAAUCGCAUUUUCAGCCAGGACAACAGCCCACAGACAAGACAAUCUCCUCUCUGCGCAAUUAAAUACUCCAACUUUGAGUUUCAAGUUUCGAACAACACAACACACCGCAAAACAUCGCAAUGGACUACUCAUACUUCAACUCGCAGCACUCGAGCGUCGGGCUCCCGCCUCUCUACAUCAAGAACAACAGCAUGCCAUUCGACAACCUCAACGAAUCUGGCAUCUACCAAAGCCUCGACAUCGACCCCAGCUACCCGGACCUGUCAACGGCGAUGGACUUCAAGAUCCCGCCGCUCAGCUCCAUCGAGCCCGAGCUGUACCAGCCAGGCCCGCUCGACAUCAACCUGGCCCCGCGCAGAACAGCCUCGUCCUCUUCCUCCGUCACCCCGACUGAAUCCGACUCGGACUCGCUCCGCGAAUUCCGGAGCUCCGUCUCACAUGAAAUCGAUUCCGCCAUGCAGGGCCACAAGACGAAGAAUGUAAAACGCCGCCAACAGAACCGCGACGCCCAGCGCCGCUACCGCGAGCGCCGCGACGAGCGCACAAAAUCCCUCGAGCAGACCGUCCACGACCUCGAAGCCAAGCGCCAAUGGCUCUCGAACAGCUUCUUCCAGAAAUCGCAAGAAGUCAACCAGCUCUUCCGCGACAACGGCCUCCUCCAGAAUGAAAUCCAGGAGCUAAGGCAGCGCUGGCAGAUGAUGAUUAUGCUCCUUCAACGGCCCAAGGCGCUGCAGUCCCUUUCGACGCUCAUGGCCGAGGACGUUGGACUUGGCGCGGCGGUGUUUGGGACGCCCGUUGAGCCGGCGAGGCUCGAUGAGUUUUUGAGGUGUCUGGAUGCGGUGCUUGUUCCGGAUGCUGGUGCGACGAAUUACCAGAGUGCGACUAAUUAGUCGGCUCUUGGGUUUUUGUUCUAGUGGCUUUUUUUUUUGUUGUUUUCCUCUGCUCGAUUUAGCCAGCCUUGUCUCUUUCUACCUAGAUCUGGAUUGAUUCCAGCACUCUCUCUGUAUUCUGGCCCACGCCCAAGACAACAGUUUGAUCAUGUCAUGUAUUUAAUGAGGAGUUGGUGGUUUUCUCAAAUAUACGCCAAGCUACUAAUCAUCGGAUUUGGAUUUACUACAUGAUCCACGCCGCUACUACUGUCUAUCUGAUACUCGUGACACUCCCUUUCUUCUCUCCUGCAGAUUGCGUUCUCAAAAUAAAGGCACAUCUCGACCUGGCGACCGGAGCGUCCCAAAGAUAUGCAGCGCAACUAGCUGCCGUGGCUUCUAUAGCUUCUAGC